AUGUCCACUGCCACUGCCCCAGUCAACAUGCCUUUAUAUAUCGCCAUCCACUCAAACCCCGGCAUAAAACACUGGAGCCUCUUCAUCGACGCCCCAAACCCCUCCGACAAAACCACAGCACACGUCCUCGGCGCCCGCCAGCGUUAUUUCCCCCAGAUCAGCACGCGGUCGGACGCGCGGACUUCUCCUUCUCUAGUUGAGCUCUGUCCGGUGUGUGAAAUUAGCGUCGAAUUGGUUGAGGCUGUUAAGAGGAUUGCGUGGGAUACGCGCAUUCGCAAUGAGGAGCGGGACUAUAGCUGUCAGGAUUAUGUUCUUGAUGUGUUGGGGAGGUUGGAGGGGGAGGGGAUUGUUGAUGCCCGGGAUGGAGGGUAUUUGAGAAAUAAGGAUGUGAUAAUGGGGAAGAGGGAGUCUUGGAUUAACACCUAG
Aspergillus puulaauensis is the source of this 426-nucleotide messenger RNA. RefSeq lists its product as uncharacterized. NCBI's taxonomy places the organism in Eukaryota, Fungi, Ascomycota, Eurotiomycetes, Eurotiales, Aspergillaceae. The coding region runs from base 1 to 426 and encodes 141 amino acids. The record is from RefSeq and is a predicted model, not a curated record. The transcript has a single exon.